Mytilus trossulus (common blue mussel) is the source of this 6284-nucleotide messenger RNA. RefSeq lists its product as uncharacterized. Bases 247 to 1839 code for a protein of 530 amino acids. Lineage: Eukaryota; Metazoa; Mollusca; Bivalvia; Mytilida; Mytilidae. The transcript is spliced from 10 exons. The record is from RefSeq and is a predicted model, not a curated record. Gene Ontology annotation, molecular function: actin binding.
AUAUGGGUGUCGUGAUGACCAAUUGCCCUUAUUUGAUACGCCAUCUUUAGGUUUACUGAUGUAGUUCCUGUUGACAAAAAAGUUUGGAGACUCUCUUCCGGGUUAUUUGAAGUACCAUAUUUAUGUUUGUUGAUAACUAAGUGAAACAAGCUGGAUGAAUAUGCAAAAUACAAAACCAUAAUACAGCGACAAACAGUUGGUUUGUCCAGUUGUUUCGCAACUCAGUGACGAUAGAACUCAGCAAGCAUGCCUCCACCACCACCUCCGCCUCCUGCUCCGCCCUCAGCUCCAGGACCGCCCCCUCCAUCUUCAAGUAAAGCCAGUAAACCAGCUUCUGGCAACAGAGACAGAGGGGCACUACUGGGUCAGAUAAACAACUUCAAAGGAGCCAAGUUAAAGAAAGUACAAACCAAUGAUAGGAGUACACCAGUAGUAGGGGGUAAAAAGCCUGCAGGUCCUAUGGGAGGAGGAGGACCACCCCCACCUGGACCAGGGAAGUUUGCUACUGUAGCAGGGCGUACCAGCAACGCUCAUUCAGAUAUUCCUAACCAAUGGAGAGGAUCACAAGAUGAUGGUCCCGCUGUUGGAGGCCCUCCUGGUCUUGGUGGAUUAUUUGCUGGGGGAAUGCCAAGAUUACCUAAUAAAGGUGGUGCUAAGUUUAAUAUUGGUGUUGGACCAAAAGGUCCUGCUGCUGCUUUUAAGCCACCAGGACGUUCUCCAAACGGUCCAGUAAAUUUUAGGAAAGAAUCCCCAGCAAUGAAUGGACCAUCUUCUAGACCAGGUGGAGCACCGCCUCCUCCAUCAUCAUCAACAAAACCAAGAUUCAAUUUACACAGGACAAGUAGUAAUGGUGAAAAUCUGGAUAGAACUGAAUUAGCUCCUCCCCCUCCUCCCCCAAGUAAUAAACCAUUUCACAGAAGUGACGGUAACAUUCAUCGUUCAUCAGCAGAUUUUCCUCCGCCACCACCACCAAGCAGUAAAAAACCUAAUUUACAUAAUGACAAUAGGAAGAGUGAUAUACCUCCUCCUCCCCCUAGUGGAAGUAAACCUAGUUUUGGUGGACCACCACCACCUCCUAGUGCCAAUAAAUCUAGUGUUAAUGGACCUUCAUGGAAAGCAGGAGGUAGUGCAGCACCACCGCCUCCUUCAAAUAGUAGCAAACCAAAUUCAAAUGGACCAUCAUGGAAAACAGGUGGAGCAGUACCCCCACCCCCACCUUUUUCAUCAAAACCACAAGCUCAAAAUGGAACAUCAUAUGAUGAAAGUGGUAGGGAUUCAAGGUCAAGUAUUGGUAGUAGACCAAGUUCAGGGAUUGCAGGCGGUAUGCCAAGAAACCCUCCACCACCCCCGCCACCAGGGAGGCCACCUUCAAACAGACCACCAUCAAGUAGUGGGAGACCGUCUAGCAUGGUAGGGAGGCCAUUACCUCCUCCCCCGUCACAGGCACCUACAGCACCUUCAUCGAAACCUCCCCCUCCUCCAACUAGAGCACCACAAUCAGCCAACCCUCCAUCAAGGGUAAACGCUCCACCGCCACCACCUCCUCCAACGAGGACAACAUCAGCAUCACCUGGUACAAGAGGUCCACCAGGGUUAAAGCCCCCACCACCUCCAAUGAGAGGGCCUUCCACUAAUGGACAUGCUCCACCUCCCCCACAGAGAAGGUCAGGACACUACUCUGGAGGAUCAGAUGAUUUUGAGAACAGAUUUAGAUUUCAUGCAGCUAAUGAACUGCCACCUCCAGAACCAUUCGGAGAUUGUAAUAAAACCUUCCCAAGUCGUAAUCCAAGAAAUCCUAAUGAUACAGACCAAGGGAUGAGUACUGUCAGUUUCAAUUAAGAGUCGACGAGCUCCACCACCACCUCCACCCAAAUGAGAAACACAUAUCACUAGUUCAUAGUUCAAAGUGCAAUUCAUAUGGAAGGAUGCUUCAGGCAUGUUGUAUGGCAUUUAAACAAUUAUUAAGAUGUCUUCAUGUGCAGAUUCAUGCCCUGCAUGCAUAUUGUGAUAUUUAUUUAUGAUGGGGAGGAAGUCAUGUGAUAGCCAUGUGAUCAAGACAUUCAGUACAGGACAGUUCUGUACAUGGCUACAGCAUGAACAAGGGGUCUUUAUGAAGAUGUAACAUAGUCAUUACCAAUCAGACAGGUGCUUUUAAAGAUUUAAUAUACACAUUUAUUUAUAGUGAAUUUUGAUGUAUGUGAUGAAUUGCAUCAAAUAUAAGUUGACAACAUGCGUAUACUUUCAAUUUUUAGAGUUUGAGGUCAACUUACAACUUUGUUAUAUUUGGAUCUGAAAAGAAUUUUCUUUUAUUGACAGCAUGCACAAAAUGAGUGUAAAUGUGCUAAUGAAAUGUUUGAAUAUAUAAAUAGAAACUGAUCAUUUCACUGCUAAAAAUACAUUUAUGAAAAUAUAAAAAAUUCAUCCAUUUUAUUUUUAGAACACAAAUGAAUAUUAUACCUUGCUAUAUUUUUGUUCUGGUCAGUCAUUUAGUAUACAAAUCAGUAUUCAUUAUCUUAAUGUGAGUGAAUUUAUGUUUAAUUUCUGAGAUUUUACAUUAAAUUCUUAUUAUAUACGGCAAUCAUUUCAAAAUAUUAUUUAUUCAGUUUCAAUCAUUAAAUAAAGUCCAGAAAGUAGAAAUAACUAGUCUACAGACAGGAACUUAAUAACUCUAUCAAAAAUAGUAAGAUAUACACACAGAUCUACAUAUAUAACAUCAUUCUCAUAGGCAUAAGCAUGUUUAAUAUAAAAGGAGGGGUUGAGAUAAAACCCCAAUAGUGAAUACCUGCAGGUUAAUGCUUAACAGUCAUUGACAAUGACUAAAACCAUUAUUAAUAAAGAUAAACUAUUGGCUUAAUCAUAUUUAUCUAAUUAUAACUACAAAAAUAUAAUGUUUAAUCAGCAUAAAUUAAACAAAUGUUUAAAUUCAUCUUUAAUGAACAAUUGUUAGACGACAGAAGAGUGCUGUAAUGUGAAUAGUUUGCUAAUUUAUUCUUCCAUUUUUUUUAUAAUUUGGCCAAUAAUUGUCUGUAUUUACAUCUAAUAACACUUGUUGUACUUGCACUAUUUAUUUUUAUUGUUACAAUUGCUUUGACCUUUAUAUACAUUGGGAUAAUCAUAAACAUGCAGUCACAUACAAUUAGUUACAAUUUAGAAGUAGCCCCCCCCCCCUAAAAAAAAAAAAAAUCCGUUAGUUUAUGCAUUUCUUUAAAAAAAAAAAAAAAAAAAAAAUAGAUGUAUUUUUAUUUGAACUUGGCAAUUGUGAAAAAAAAAUAAAAAUUAUGGAAUUAAUAUCAAAAAUUUUGUUAAAGAAUUUCUUCUGUGACAGAUGUGACUUUUGUAAUUCUUUUAAAUGUACUAAGUAUUGAUAGAAUAUCCUUAACUUAAUAUUUUUGGUGGCAAAAGGUAAACAAAAAUUAAAGUAAAGUAUAGAGUAAUUAGAAGUCAGAUCAUAGAGCCUGUUUCAUUAAAGUAUUUACUCUUGCCUGUUACUCUCCUUUGUAUAUCUAUGGUAUAUUUUAUUUUAUUCUUUUGUAUUUUAUAACAUGACAACAAUCAGAAAAUAUAGAAAUCAAAAGAAUGUUGUGCUGGGCACACUAUAUAUACCUUAAGCAUUGGUGAUUGAAUUUUGAUUAUUUUGAUGUAUUUGACAAAAAAGAUAUUUUCAUAAAUGUAAGUUAUACAGUUCAUUUAUCAUGGGCAUUAUAUUGAGUUGGCUAUAAUACAUGCUUUGCAUUCCCCAAUGGAGACCUUUUAUGCUAUUCAAAAUGGUUAAGGAAAAUAUAAAAAUAACAUAUAGGGAGACCAAAAAUUUAUCAAAGUUCAGUAAUUAUUUCUGACAUGGGCAGAUAGAUUCUUGAUCAAACAUUACAGUUUUGGUAUGAAGUAUCCAUUAUUUAUGAGUUAUGCAACCAAAAAGGAUAUCAAAAUAUUGACUCUUUGAUUUUCCAAUUUCUUAUAAAUAUUUUAAAGUGCAACAUCAUUCAAACAAAUUAUCACAUUUGAAUUUAAUAUUUAUCUAUUCGUUGGCCAAACAAUCAUUUUGGGCAAAGCUUGUGCUCCAUGUGAAACCCAUACAUCGUUUUAGAAUGCUAAACAUUUGGAUAAUCUCUUAAAUGAUGUCACAGACAAUAUUUCUGUUGUGAAAGAGUUGUCAUUAUUUAUAGUAAUACUCAUUUACUUUUCUUUUUUUAUAACUUUAAUGUCCAUAUCAUGGCUCUUCUCAUACCUCCUUCUUCUAUUGUUGCAACCUUCCUUUUGUUGACAAAGCAAAAUCAUAUCAUUAAAAAACUUUGUUAAAUAAGAAAAUAUAUAAAAUCAUUAUCAAUCUUCACUUGGCCUAACCCUAUUCUUCUAAGUAUGUUCAAAAGGUCUCCAUUGUCUUCACCAUUCCGCUUUUUAACCUGUCUCUAUAUAGGUGUGAAUGUGUGUAUAUUUUGCAGAAGAUGAUUUUAUGUUAGUUGGGUAUUUUUUUGUAAUGUUUUUAUAAAAAAUUGUUACUGUUAGUUAUGUUUACACACAUGGAUUUGCAAAAAAAUAUAUAUUUUCAGCUUUUUGAACAUCAGCAUUCAUUAUAAAAAAAAAGUUAAUUGAUUUUUUUGUUACCUUUUCAGAUGGUAAGUAGUUUUGAUAGGUCUUUAACAUAUUUAGUCAUAUGCAUUUGCAGAUAAAUAACCACAUGUUUUUUUUUAUCUUGUGUUAUUAUUAAAUAGGCCUCUAGCAAAUUGUCAAGAAUGAAAUAACCAGUCUUCCUAAAGUUCCCUAUUCAUCUUGUAUUUUCUAUGGUUCAAAAUAUUUGUAAGUGUUAACUUUUUUCAUUUCAUAUGAUGUAGAAGUUUGAUUUUUCAACCAUUUAAUUAUUUGACAUGGUCAUAAAGCAUAUUAACCAAAGUAACCGUUCAUCAAAUUUGUAGCAAUUAAACAUAUAGAACUAAUCACCAUGUGGACUUUUUAUUUGAUGACCAUGAAACAAAAUGCAAAAACAAUAUAAUCUCAUUCAAAAUACACUCAUUAGAAAAUGUCAUUCAAUCGUGUAUUGAUGCCUGAAAUUUCUCAGACAAUUUAACACAAUGUAGCAUAUAUUUACAUUGAUACGUCAACAUCAUUGUAAACUUUAAAAUAAGUGAAGGUCAGUUAAAGCAUAUAUGCCAUUAAUCAUUAAUUAAUUAAUUGCAAGAUUAUUUUUUUUCAUUUAGAGUUUAAAAAUCAGAAUUUGCUUUGUGGUAUAUUUUAUUCACCGUCAGUCAAAUAAUGUAUCAGAGUCUUUUGUAUUUCAUCUCACAUUCAUUGUUUUUUUCUUGACAACUGCAAUUUCUACAUAAUAUAAUUUUAGUUCAAUUAUAAAGAAAAAAAAACAGUUGUUGUCAGUGCUAGACUUUGUUGAUCUACAAUUCUUUGAAAACAGCCUGUCAGAAAUUAACCCAAUUUGCGCAAAUUCCUUUACAAUCUAUAAACUUCUGCUCUAUAAACAUUUAGAUAUUAUUUAUGGCAGUAUGUAUGUUUCUACAUUUGAAUAUGUCCUAUUUUGAUGUUACUAGAUGAUCUGGUUAAAGUAAACCUGAUAUUAAAUCAUCUUGUAUGUUUUACUCCUGAAACUUGUGUUCAAACUUAUCAUUUAUUAUUUUCUCAAAUAGAACUUUGCCUAUUAUUAUAACUGGAGCUUUCAUCAUUUUAUAAGUGUUAGUUUAAUUUCCUUGAUUUCACAAUUUUGUUUUGAACCAUUACAUUAGCUAUUUUUUUAUGUUGUUAAAUUGUUUAUCUUUAAACAUACAGGGGUAUUUGUACUUUCAACUGUGCUUUAAAUUACAAAGUUUUUGUCUGAAUUCACGUAAUUUUAGUGUAGCAGUUUCCUUUUCAAAAUUUGGAAUGUAAUUUUUCAUAAAACUUUGGUAAAAAGAAAAUAGUUUUUCACUUCAAUCAUUAUAACAUAAGUAUCAGCAAUUUUGUGUCUGUAAAAACAGUUUAUUAUUUGCAUUGAUAUAAACAUCAGUUCUCUUUUAAGAACAUGAAAUUAGACUUGAUUUUGAUAAUCAACACAUUAAUGCAAAUUAGAAUUAAUAAUUUAUUGAACCUUUAAAUUGAAACAAAAUGACAUUAAUAAGCAGUUUGUUAUUACAUGAAUGUUAUAUUUUGUUUGUUUGUUUGUUAUGAGUGUUAUUUAUGGAUGGUAGUGUUUAUAACAUAUCCAUGAAUCUUCCAAGUUAUAUAUGUAUAUAGAAAAUGAACAAUGAUAUAGAUUAUAUCAUAUUGUAAAUAUAAUGUAUAUCAAUAAUAAAUGAUACAAUUUA